Molecule: messenger RNA, 3429 nt
Organism: Priapulus caudatus
Lineage: Eukaryota; Metazoa; Priapulida; Priapulimorpha; Priapulimorphida; Priapulidae
Product: apoptosis-resistant E3 ubiquitin protein ligase 1-like
Exons: 22
Coding region: 89-2842 (917 amino acids)
Biological process (GO): negative regulation of apoptotic process; protein polyubiquitination; positive regulation of protein catabolic process
Molecular function (GO): ubiquitin-protein transferase activity
Source: RefSeq, a predicted model, not a curated record
CGUUCCUGAAUAUUGCAUAGGAUGCGCUUGUUGAAUUUAUACUGUGCAAGGCCGUAGCUGCGUGCUUGUGCUGAAUUCUUACUACAAAAUGGUUUCAACGUCUUUACAAUGGACUGUCGCUGUGCUAAUUAUUAUUAUAGCAGGCUCAUUUUUGCAACGGCAACAAAAAUCGCGCGAACGUUUAGACAGUGUCGUUGUUUGGCUUGACGAGUACGAUUUGUUUACAUCCAGUGGCAGUGCAAGUAAUCGAGAUCGUUUCGACGUUUUAGCGAAGCACGGUAUAAAUUCCUUGUGGGAUUGUGCGCAUCUUGAUGAAGACAAAUUAUCAUUCUUGGAUGAGCAUGAUAUGCAGCGCACCCUAGUGGCCGUGGGCGAACUAAAGAACAAGUUUCUACUCAAACAGUGGCUUGCGCAUCACAACCUGCAGGAAUAUGAGUCUAGGCUUCACCGUUUCGAUUGCCAUUCGCUGUCGAGCCUCUUGUAUAUUGAGCUGGAUGUGCUGCGGACUCUCGCUACAUCUUCGUACGACUACGACCGCUGGCUGGCGGCUCUUGCUGACCUGCAGCAGAACUAUAUCGAAAGCUCGGUGCUGACAGAGGACGAGUGGAUUGCAGCUGAUGAUUAUUUAACAUGGCACUCUGGAGCUAUUAUGUUGCUGAUACUCAUGCUGGCAUCUGGAGUUGUUGCCAUGACAAUGACUCAUCUACAGGCUCUGUCCACUGAUGCAAUAAAUCACAAAACCUCCUUCUUUGAACUCGUUACUGGCAAAUAUCUCUCUCCUCAUCACUGCCGCGUGUUUUUCGAUUGGGAGGAACCACAGCAGGUUGGCCACACGAUGACUAUCAAGAUCAAAUUCUUUCAACGCAACAGCCGACCCUACCCCAUCAGUGACUGUGACGGUGUCCUUGUGGAGAUCAUGAUGGCUGACUAUAAGGUGGCGACAUCUACAGAGUUUGGUGCGCUGAACCCCUCAGAUGUGAACACGGCGACGGUGACCUUCACCGUGAGGAAGGCCGGAGAGUAUAAGAUUGCCAUCAUGGUCGGGGCUCACCAUGUUAGGGGAAGCCCUUUUCUCAAACGCUUUCACUCUGGCUCACUAGAUCCGAGUAAUACAGGUUUCAUUCACCACUAUUCUAUUCUAACAGUUACGCUAGGUCAAACAGAGACGUUUUCGCCUGUCAGGCAGCUGGUUUAUGACAAGGGAACGCGGCAAGCGACGAUGGUAAUCGUGUUGCGAGAAGAGGGCAUUUUCCAGGCACUCGUCACGUACAAGGGAGCCAAGCUAAAACACUCAGAGUUUAACAUUAUUGUCCUCAAUGCCAAUGAAGCAGCGGUCGUAAAGAAAAAUGUCGACACGCGAAGUCAUGACUGUUACUAUGAAGCCAAGAUGACGACUGUUGGCUACGAGAGGUUUACAAAGAGCAAGAAAGUUUAUAUCUACAUCUCGCCAAAGCAAGUAACUGUGAAAGAGUUCAUUUUGAGAAUCAUUCCAAUGAGAUUGUAUACAUUCCGACUUUGUCCGUCUACAAAGUUUAUAUUCCACUCGAACAGCGAUGGUGAAGACGAUCAUGCGUUCACGAUUGACGAUGGCUCACAGCCACCGCUGCGCCUCACCUCUCCCGACUGCAACGUGAUCAGUGCCACCUUCACACAGUUCUUGCUCAAGAAUAUCGGAGGAUCGGAGACAUUUCGAGACAAGCAGAACUUUUUCUUCCACGAGGUACGCAAGCUGCACCAGAAGAAGAGCCGAGAUAAGCUGUGUAUUCGCGUGCAUCGUGACCGUCUGCUUGAGAGUUCGAUGAAAGCAUGUAAGAGUUUUUCAACAGCUGAUUGGUGUAGACUAUUUGAACUGACGUUCAUCGGCGAGGAAGGUCUGGACUGGGGAGGACUGCGCAGGGAGUGGUUUGAGUUAAUGUGCACUGCACUAUUUGAUCCACAAAAUCAACUGUUCACUCGUUUCAAGAAUGACAAUCAAGGCUUAGUUCACCCUAACCCACGCAGACAGGUGACAUUAAAACUAAAAUACUAUGAAUUCGCCGGCAAGCUUAUUGGUAAAUGUUUGUACGAGUCGUCACUAGGGGGCGGCUACAGGCAGCUAGUGAAAGCGAGAUUCACCCGAUCAUUCCUUGCACAGCUGAUUGGACUACGUGUUCACUACAAGUACUUUGAGCAGGACGAUCCAGAUUUCUAUGUUGCUAAGAUUCGUUACAUAGAGGAGAACAGUGUGGAAGACCUGGAGCUCUACUUUGCUGAGGAACAGUACAAUGAUAACGGCAAGCUAGAAAAGGUCAUAGAGUUGGUGCCAGGCGGUAUCAAGAUACGAGUGACAAACCAGAACAAAUUGCGCUAUCUCAACAGUCUCGCACAGUAUAGACUGGCUACAGAUGUCCAGCAGGAGGUCGAAUACUUCCUGAAAGGACUCAAUGACCUCAUCCCGGACAAUCUGCUCAGCAUCUUCGAUGAGAAUGAGCUCGAGCUACUGAUGUGUGGAACUGGUAACUUCAGCAUCUCAGAGUUCAAGCAGCAUCACAUCGUUAAUGGCUCUUCAUACGAACACAAGAAGGUGCUGGACUGGUUCUGGACGUUAGUUGCUAGCUUCACAGAGGAAGAGAUGGCCCGGUUACUACAGUUCACUACAGGCUGCUCACAACUGCCUCCUGGUGGAUUUUCUGAACUUAUCCCAAAAUUCCAAAUCAGUGCCACGCCUGCGUUUGGCACACUGCCUACAGCUCAUACUUGUUUCAAUCAACUCUGCCUACCAGACUAUAACUCCUUGGAGGACUUUCAGAGAGCUCUACUGCUCGCCAUAAAUGAGGGAAGUGAGGGAUUCGGUAUGGCAUAGAUUGAAGUGAGCUCAGUUCAUGUAAGGUUAUGAUGCUCCGAGGGACAUUCUGUAUCGUCUAUGUAAAUGUGUACCUUCUCGGUAUCUUGUAAGUGAGUACAAAUGUUCUGUCUUUUGCUAUCGAAGAUCUAUAUAUUCCAUAUUUACGGUUUCAUACUUUAUGAGGUGACUCAUCAUGAAUGCCAGUCAGCAUGUUAUAGCAAGGUCUGCGUCUGUUAUGGACCCACUCUCUCAGUCAUUUUUGCGUGCCGUAACAUUGUGUGUGGUCAUGUCAUCUGUUGUAGCAGCAUGUUAUUUAUCGUAUGUUGCAUACCAUUGUGUUAUAUGUUGUCAUAUUUCAUGUACUAUCACAUUGUGUUACAUGUCAUUGUUCUGCAUGUCAGUGUGCUUGCAUUUAAUUAUCGUGAUCGCAUGAACCUGGCAUGAGGGUAGUGUAUAGGAAUUUGUUUAUCAAUAACAUCAUCGUUACAAGGAGAUGUAAAUAUUGAGGUUUGAGCUAAUAUAAAAGCAUUUAUUCAUUUGAUAUUUUGUAUAAUAUUGACUUUCUCAUUUUUGUGACCAAAGAAUAAACCUGUAUUAAACUCGAA